AUGGUGGAAUUUUAUAAAUAUGUACUUAUAUUAGCCCUUGUGUUCUUCAUCACCGUGCAUGGCGAGGAGAAAAAAACCCAUGGUGUUACAUAUGAUUCACGGUCAUUGAUAAUCAAUGGCAGUAGAGAGCUCCUCUACUCUGGUUCAGUACAUUACCCUCGUGUACCUGUCGAGGAAUGGGAGGAUAUCCUAGACAAGUGCAAAGAUGGAGGCCUAAAUGUGAUACAAACUUAUGUGUUUUGGAGCCAGCAUGAGCCUGUUAAGGGCCAGUAUGAUUUCAAGGGCCAGAAUGAUAUUGUUAGAUUCAUCAAACUGAUUGCUGAGAGAGGCAUGUGGGUGACCCUCAGGGUUGGACCUUUUGUUCAAGCUGAAUGGAACAAUGGAGGAUAUCCAUUUUGGCUAAGAAAGGAGCCCAAUAUUGCAUACAGAACAGAUAACCAAGUGUUUAAGGCAAAUAUGGAGAAAUGGGUCAACAAGAUCAUAGGCUUAAUGAAGAAACACAAUUUAUUUGCCUCACAGGGAGGUCCUAUUAUCCUGUCUCAGGUGGAAAACGAGUAUGACACUAUCAGAGAAGCUUACAGAUUUGGUGCCGCGGAGAGAUAUAUCCGUUGGGCAGCAGACUUAGCUGUUGGACAGAAAACUGGUGUACCAUGGAUCAUGUGCAAGCAAAAAGACGCGCCUGGUGAAGUGAUCAAUGCUUGCAAUGGUAGACAUUGUGGAGAUACAUUUACAGGUCCAAAUGCACCUAACAAGCCAUCUCUGUGGACUGAAAACUGGACUGCACAGUACAGAGUUUUCGGAGAUGUACCUUCUCAGAGAUCAGCUGAGGAUACUGCCUUCGGUGUGGCACGCUGGUUCGCCAAGACAGGAAGCCACACUAACUAUUACAUGUACUAUGGUGGUACAAACUAUGGAAGAACUGCAGCAUCCUUUACUACCACUCGCUACUAUGAUGAAGCUCCACUUGAUGAAUAUGGUCUGAAAAGAGAACCUAAAUGGGGACAUUUGAGGGACUUGCACCGUGCUAUAGCGCUAAGCAAGAAGGCUAUUCUUGCAGGGAGAUAUGGUGUCAAGAAAUACGGUCCAGAUUUGGAGGCACGUUAUUUCGAGAAAGGCAACCUUUGUGCAGCUUUUCUGUGGAACAACAAAACACAUUUGUCAGAAACCAUGAAAUUUAAAGGCAUAGAGCAUACCCUCCCACCCAAAUCCAUCAGCAUCUUGCCAGACUGCAAGAAUGUUGUCUUCAAUACAGAUCAGAUGGUAAGUCAACAUAGUGCAAGAGAAUUUGUAAGGUCUGAAAGAGCCAACAAGGGUCUGAAAUGGGAGAAGACUGCUGAGCACUUGCCGACUAAGCAUGAUCUCUACGCGAGGGAUCCACAGGAACAAUUUUAUAUUGGACAGGACAAAACUGACUACUUUUGGUACACAACCAGGAUAGAUUUGGACAAUGUCGACUUGCCUUUUAAAAAAUCUCUCCAGCCAGUCUUAUGGGAAAAGCACCUUGGGCACGCGAUGCAUGCCUUUGUCAAUGGAGAAUUUGUAGGUACCAAACACGGAAUCCACAGAGAACCAAGUUUUUCUUUCCAAGCGCCCAUCAGAUUGAAGGAAGGCGUCAACAAUAUAACAAUCUUGAGCAGUGUGGUUGGAAUGCCGGAUAGUGGAAGCAAUAUGGAGAAGAGGUGGACAGGGUUGAAAAAUCUGGCUAUCUUAGGUUUAGGUACAGGAGAUCUUGAUCUGUCAUUAAAUGGAUGGCACCACAAGAUUGGUAUGGAAGGAGAGAAACAUCAGUACUUCACCGAGGAAGGCGCAAAGAAGGUGAAAUGGACCCCGGCAAAAGGACCUGGGAAACUUUUCAGUUGGUACAAGGCAUACUUUGAUGCACCAGACGGAGAUGAACCCGUGGCUAUAAGGAUGCAAAACAUGACCAAAGGAAUGAUUUGGGUAAAUGGCAAAAGCAUAGGACGUUACUGGUCGAGCUUCCUCAGUGUCAAGCAAGAGCCUUCUCAAAAAGAGUACCACAUUCCAAGAGCAUUCCUUAAGCCUAAGGACAACUUGUUGGUGAUCUUCGACGAGUCAGGAGGAAACAUAGACACAGUUCAGAUUGAAACAGUAAACCGCGACACCAUCUGCAGCUGCAUAGGGGAAGACAUGCCGCCAAAUGUCAUGGCAUGGAAAAGGGUUGAUGGGGACUUCCUUGCAGCAAUUGAGGACUUAAGGCCCAAGGCAUCACUUGAAUGCCCCAAGAACAAAGUUAUCAGCCGCGUUGAGUUUGCUAGCUUUGGUAAUCCUUACGGUGUUUGUGGUUACUUCCUCCUUGGCAACUGCAACUCCCCUGACACCCAAAAGAUUGUUGAACAGCAUUGUUUGGGACAGGUUAGAUGCAAAAUUCCAGUAGACAGGAAACUCUUCAACAAUGGCAAUGACAAGUGUGCAGGAGUAACAUCAAAAACAUUGGCCGUGCAAGUGAGAUGCAGCCUCAAGAACUAAAGCGACUCUCUUUUUGUAUUCAUUUUUUGAAAGAAAAACAAUGCCAAUCAAAGAAAUACAAUAUGUUUUUG
This is a messenger RNA of Chenopodium quinoa (quinoa), 2558 nucleotides long. RefSeq names its product beta-galactosidase 14-like. Gene Ontology annotation, molecular function: beta-galactosidase activity; carbohydrate binding. NCBI's taxonomy places the organism in Eukaryota, Viridiplantae, Streptophyta, Magnoliopsida, Caryophyllales, Amaranthaceae. The coding region runs from base 1 to 2487 and encodes 828 amino acids. The record is from RefSeq and is a predicted model, not a curated record. Gene Ontology annotation, biological process: carbohydrate metabolic process. Gene Ontology annotation, cellular component: cell wall; vacuole. The transcript has 19 exons.